This is a messenger RNA of Pieris napi, 4195 nucleotides long. RefSeq names its product lysophospholipid acyltransferase 6 (gene oys). Gene Ontology annotation, molecular function: acyltransferase activity. Gene Ontology annotation, cellular component: membrane. The coding region runs from base 345 to 1841 and encodes 498 amino acids. Lineage: Eukaryota; Metazoa; Arthropoda; Insecta; Lepidoptera; Pieridae. Gene Ontology annotation, biological process: lipid modification. The record is from RefSeq and is a predicted model, not a curated record. The transcript has 10 exons.
UCUAACAAAGUCAAAUCAUAAAAAUAUUUUGAUUUCUGGUCUUGCUUUUGCUAUGUGUUGUCUUAUGUGCUGGUUGCCCUAAUUUUGUUUUAGAUUUAUUCUGUAUGAAUACAAUAUUGCUCAAAUUUAGAUCCUCUAUUUUUCUGGCGAUUGUCAUCUAGUUACUUAUCGCCACAAAUUCUACUUAAACGGAAUAAUUGAUGAACGUUUAAAAGAAUUUAGUUUUAUGAAAGCAUUUCUUUUUUUCUGUGUAAAGUUUUAAAUUGGAUGCCGAAGGUGUGAUACAUUACUUGAAACAAGUGUGUCUUAAAGUGCUAACGUAUGCCUUAUUGAGAUUUGUCACGAUGUCUUCUUCGUUCACCGAUUGCUACGAUGGUAGCAAAAUAUUCUCAUUUCUCUCCAAUAGGAUUGGUCUUCCAAUUGACCUAGUUAAUUUUUUGAUCGCACAAAUAGCUGCACUUUGCCUGGCCAGACUUUUUCGGAAACCAUUAAGAGUUGCUUCUCCAGAAUUUCGUCAUAUGGUAUGCCUUGUUAUAGGUUUGCUUAUGGGAUAUUUCUGCUUUGGAAAACAAGCAAUUCACUUAUCAGUGCUUCCAAUGAUAACAUAUGUUCUUCUGAAAAUAUUUCCACAACAUAUAAUAGGAAAUAUUGUUUUAGCUAUGUCUAUAGUUUAUCUUUCAUGCAUACAUUUACAUCGACAAAUUUAUCAUACUGCGGAUUACACUCUUGAUAUAACAGGACCCUUGAUGGUUAUAACUCAAAGGGUGACGUCACUGGCGUAUUCACUGCAAGAUAAUUUAAUAAGGAAAGAAAUUAAUGCGAACUCUACAGGAAAUCUGAAUGAUAAGAAUAGAAUUGACAAGGUACCGUCGCCGUUGGAAUACUUUGCGUAUACAUUGGCGUUUCAGACACUUAUGUGUGGACCUGUUGUGUUUUAUCCCGAUUAUAUCAGCUUUAUUGAGUGUGUUCGAGAUGAUGGGAUGGCAAAGGAUAAAGUGGGAGAGAGCGAGCCUUCGCCAAGACGCGCAGUGAUAUACAAAGUAGCUGGAUCUGUGGCCGCUGCUCUGCUCUACUUGUCUCUGGCAAAGAAGUACCCAAUAAAAGCUUUAGAAGGUCUAGUAGACCCAACAUCAGAAGUUUCUCGUUCUUGGUCAGCCGUAUACCUACUCUGGUAUGCGUACCUAUCAACUUUAGUCGUAAGAUGCAAGUAUUACCACGCUUGGCUGCUCUCUGAGGCAAUUUGUAAUAACUCUGGCAUGGGUUUCAACGGAUAUGACAAUGAUGGAACGCCGAAGUGGGAUAAAAUGUCUAAUAUUGAUGUUUUUGGAUUUGAGUUUGCACAAAACAUGCGCGUGGCAAUAGCCAGUUGGAACAAAAAUACGAACGCGUGGUUACGUACAGUCGCGUACGAAAGGGGCGGCGCCGCCUGGCGAACGGCCCGUGUAUACUCGCUGUCCGCGGUAUGGCACGGCUUUCAUCCGGGUUAUUAUAUGACAUUUUUCGCAGGGGGACUCUUUACUGAAGCUGCUAAAAAGGUCCGAGUUGUUGCCAGACCGUUGUUCCUAAACAGCGCUAUUAGCAAGUUAUUCUAUGACUCGCUGACGUUUCUCACGACACGUGUAGCGAUGACAUAUGCCACUGUUCCAUUUGUACUGUUGCAUCUGUCACCGAGUCUCGCAUUCUAUGGGCGUCUAUAUUAUUCGCUACACUUCUUAGCUCUGGGAGCUAUGUUGUUGCCAAAAUCGAGACAUGCCAUCGCUUCUCAAACGGAACCGCGCAAGUCGAACAGUAAAAGUAUCGAAACCAAUGGUGAAGCUAACGGAAAAUUAAAAAUCUCCUAAAUACAAUAUUUAAGUGUUAACGGAUCUUGACUUAUUUCGUUACAAUCGAAAUUUAAACUGAUGAUAAGGAAAUAAUUAAAAUAAUCGUUGUAUUUUUUAUACCUAUGUAUAGUUAAUAUAAAAUAUUACAAAAUCUUUACAUAUUAUGUCAAUAGUAAUGUUGUUGAAAUGUAAACCAUAAAUUAUUGUAAACACUUAUGAAAAUACAGGAAUCACGAUAACUCGAAUGUCAAAAGUACGGCGAAAAAAUUCGAGUUAACGAGUUUUCGACCUAACAUGAACUGUUGAAAUUUCGACUUCGAAUCGAAUUUCGAGUCGAAUUUGAAUUCAGUAUAUAUUUUUAUGAAUGUAUUAUUUCAUUGCACGUGUACAAGACACAAAAACAAUAUAUUAGAAGCCCCGAACCCGAACAUUCAUUUUGGAUUUUAUUCCUAUUAUUUUGGGGAAUUCUAAGUAAGACGUCAUUAUAUUUUAUUAACUACAACUUACAGUCUCGUUUUUUAAAUUCAAAAGUAUAAAUAUGUAUUGUCCUCACUUCGUAUGGAAAUACCAUUUUGUUCGAGUUACAAAGUCUAAACAAAUGGCAUUUUUUUUCGACUUAACGGGUUUCGAGUUAUCGAUAUUCCACUGUAAUACAUUAUGAUCUUCUGUAGACACAUUUAAUUUGUAUUUUUAGCUUUUACAAAAUGACAUGAAAUGGACCAAAAUUUGUCAUUAUUUUAAUCAAGUUUAUUUUCCAGUGCAGAUUGCCCUGAACUACACAUACUAUUUAUAAUAGCUGGAAAGUUUGUUAUUCUGGUUAAUCUAAUUCCAGAAACUACUGGUUUUAAUUUAAGUUCUUCAUUUUAAGUUUCUUUCUCAUUUUUUUUUAAAGUUUGGUAAAUUAGGUGUUUACAUAAAAUUAGGCAUAAAGAUAGAUUUAAAAAUAAUCUUUUUAUCAGUCUUACUAAUGCAAUAACUACUUUUCUAUAAAGAUCCGUGUUGCAUAUAGUAUAUAUAAUCUAACAUUGCACAAAAAUCUACCUCCAAUCAUAGUAUUGAUAUAUAACAAGAUAUAUUAUUUUUAUUUAUUUUAAUAUAACGUAACCUUCGCAAGGUUAGUUGGAUGAUUACUGUUAAUUAUUACGGAGAUUAUUCAUGUUGGGAAUAAAAUAUUGUUUUUGCUGGUUUAAAUAAUAUUUAAUUUUUAUUGACUUAUUUUGCCGUAUUUACAUAUAGUUAUUUAAAAGGUUAUUAUAAAAUUAUUUUAUAUUUAUUAGGGUUUUUUAAAUGCAACAUAUCAAUAUAUUUUGACUAGAAGACUAAAUGACUCGAAAGCAUUAAAUAAUUUUUUAAGUGUCAGUAAAUUUAGUGUAUAAUAAUGCUGACAGCAUUAUUUUUUUUAGAAUUAACGACAACAGUCUAUGAAGCCUAGAUUACAGCGUUUUUACGCUCUGUAUAUAAUAAAUCCGAAUGGAUAAUUUGACCAAUAUUUGAAUUUAUAUUAAAUAAGCUGUUGAAAAAUAUUUGUUUGUUGCCAUAGUUAUUAUGUGUUGCUACCAAUUUAGUUCUUACAAAAACAUGUUUAUGUUUCAACACUGGUUGAAGUUUUAGUAUGUAUUUAAUAGUAUUAUAAUUCAAACACUUAUUAUAUAAGUUAUUUAAGUUAUAAAUAUAAUUUUAUUAAAAAGUAUUUACAAAGUCCAUGAACUAUACUUACUACAGUAUUAGUAAUUACUAAUUAAAAUAUUAUACAAAAAUUAUUAUGUCUACAAUAAUUUUAAUGUUGUUUAUCAUCUAACACAUACCAUACUACGCUGGUAUAGCAGACAAAGGAAUACGAUUUUUCUCAAUUUUUGUAAUCCUGUACUGUGACAAAAUAAAGGAAUUAAGUGUUACAGAAUAUGAUGAUAAUAUGUUGAUAUCUAAUGAAAUAAAUCCACAAUUGUCAGUUUAGCUUUUUUAAUUGUGUUACUGUAAACACAAUAUUUUAAAAAUCUCAACAAGUCAAAAUUAUUUAAUGCAUUACAUUUAGAUAGAACAGUGAGUUUAUGAAUAUUACUGGAGUAAAAUACUGCCAAUUAAUUGUCUUACACUUGUAAAUAAUAUAAACUAGUUUUGUCUACUUGUAUACAUGAAAAUUAGUUCCAAUAGUAGUUACCAUACUAUUUUGAUUAACCAGCAAUAAAACCUAUUAAAUAAAUAAAAACCUUAUGAUUGAAAGGCAGUCAUGGGCCAAUUGUAGCUAUAAUGUUUAGGACUUCUCAUAAACAUCUAUAUAGAUUAUCGCCAUUAAUUAUAAAAAAACAUAUAAGAGCAAGUAUUUACUAAUGGUUGUUACAUUUCUAAAGUAUUCAAUAAAUAUUUAUUUUAUU